GUACACCAAAGGUUGCAUCUAUCACAGACACACAUGAUGAGGGUUUCAAAGCUUCCAGGAAGUAACAAGAGAAAAACUCUGCUGCUUGAGAGAGCUGCAGUCAGAAGGUGCAUGGGAUGUCACGGACCUCGGGCCUCUUCAGGUUGCACCGCUCCUCUUCCCCAACAUGAUCAACACCUACCAGACCAGCUUGGCUCCUCCACCAGUGCCACCACGCCAACACGGUGGAUCUCAUCAGGUCCUCAUUCCAGCUCCACUUCCAACAAAAGCCUACAGCAAGUCUCUCCUCCACUUUUUGGUUGGUGUGGUGCUGCUGAAUUUAUUUCUGACCACUGGAGGAUUCAUCUAUCUGUCCUUCAAAAUGGUAAAAAAAAAAAACAAUAAUUCCAGUAUGUAAGAUUUUUGACAGUGCAGUUAAGAUGAUGGUUAUUUGCCAGUUUUAACUCUGCCUUUAUAAACAGUCUUUACAAAACUGCAAUUUAACUGUAUCAGCGUGAAUGUGCUGCAUAGGGGUGAUGCUUUCCAGACCACGAGGGCAGGAUUUUAUUUUAGAAAUUAAAAAAAAUUUAUUAAGAUUUUUUUUUUUCUGCAAAAUCCACAAUUCUCUCCACCUAGUUGACUUUGCUCUGCUAAAGCCUGAUGGUUAACACUUUUUUUUUUAAUGUGAGAAGAGUCAGUCAGGUCAAUGUGGCAACAGGAAAUGAUCUUAAACAAACAAAGAUGAGGUUUGACAUUUUGCGGCACAGUUUUGUGGCAUAUGAACAUGUUUUGAGAUCAGGAAGGAUGUUGAGUCCUAAAUAUUAAAACAAUUUCAAAGAAAAAUAAAAAAAAACAAGCUUGUCUUUCAUGUUUUUCUGUUUUCAUUCUUACAGGAUGAAAAAUCUCCCACAGCUCAAGAAAAAGGUACAUCCUUUAUUUUUUUAACCACAGUAAAUUUUAUACAUGCAAAAUAUAAUAUCAUCAGCCUCUGACCAGGUAUUCGUUCUUUUCUCCAGCAUUUUUUGUCCCGCCAGAGAAGCAGAUAGGUCUUCGACCAGAAACGCCUGGCAAAGCCUUAGCACACCUCAUGCUUUAUGAGCCGCCAGGCAUGGGGAAAUCUAUACGUAAGACACCACACUUAGUUAUAAAAAUGCCAAUAUGAAUUGCCAAAUAUCCAUUUUUAACUCCAUGUUUCUCCUUUUGUCUCCCCAGCGGGUUUACUUCAGUGGGACAUUGGCCACUCUGAUUUGAGGAACAUCAGCCUCUUCUUCAAGAACAAGGUCGUCAUCCAGAAGUCUGGGAAGUAUUAUGUCUACUCCAAGGUCACCUUCUCCAAGGUCACCUCCUCCAAGAGUGACUCUGGCAGUCUGCUGACCAGCAGGGUCAUGCUGAAGAGAAAGGUAGAUGAGGAGAAGGCUGCCAUGAAGGCCUACUGCAACCUGGACACUAACAGCGGGUCUGUGUCCAUCCCCCGUAUGUGCACAGCCACGCAGGGGGAGGUGAUUGCACUUGAGAAAGGAGACAAGCUCAGUGUCUGGGUAGAGGAUCUUUCACUGGUGGACUAUGAAGAUGGAGCAACAUCAUUUGGGAUGUACGAGCUGUAGGACUUCUGUAUGAGCAAGCAUGGGCUGAAGAUUGGACCAAAGCUACGGAUUAAAAAUCAAACUAAAGACUUUUUUCUUUGAGUUUUUUGGACCAAGAGACAAAGACCAAACUCUUUCACUAUAAUUUAUUUAAUAAGAAAUGUUUGUGCACAAUGUGUUUUUUGUUUUCCAGAAAUGUAAAUAGUUCUUUUUGUAUUUAUUUUGGUAGAUGUUGUGAGAAUGAAAGGAAAAGUAAAGUGGAUAUUUAAUCAAAAGUAAUUGCGCUCCCUCUCUCCAUUUUGUCAUGUGUCUUCCUGUUCCAGGAAGUUGAGGGGGUGAACACACCAGACUUAAACACAACUAUACUGCAUCUUAAUGUCAGUAAGAAGCAUAUCUGUACAAUGAAUAGUGAAUUUGGGAAGUGGAAUAAAAGAGUGACACAUUUUUUCAGUCAAAAAAGAGUAAA
Messenger RNA from Xyrichtys novacula (pearly razorfish), 2028 nucleotides. The record is from the annotation of a GenBank genome assembly. Lineage: Eukaryota; Metazoa; Chordata; Actinopteri; Labriformes; Labridae.